Colletotrichum lupini is the source of this 1536-nucleotide messenger RNA. RefSeq lists its product as uncharacterized. Lineage: Eukaryota; Fungi; Ascomycota; Sordariomycetes; Glomerellales; Glomerellaceae. Bases 1 to 1536 code for a protein of 511 amino acids. The transcript is spliced from 11 exons. The record is from RefSeq and is a predicted model, not a curated record.
AUGGAACACAAAACGGGUGCAGUCAUUCGGAAGUGGAUGUCUUGCUUUCGACUGAGGUUGCCGCUACUGGUAGUUGCGUCUGCCACUGGCAAUACCGACCUCAUUGCCUUUUUUUCCUUUAUUCUUUUCAUCAGCUCGACGAGGCCGGCCUUUAGGAAGAAGGUUUGGCGCAUUUGCAUCGCACGAGGCGUUUUCAUUACCGGCGGUCACGGGGCCCCUUUCGCAGGGAAAACGCCUGACAUGCAUUACAGGAGGGGACUGCCACCAAAAAGGGUUCAUUGUAUGCGUUCACAGCGGUUCAACGGGCAGCGGCGGGAUCAUUUGAAGUUCGAAAAGAGGAAAGACGAACGGCUUGCUCUUGGUGCGCCAUCAUUUUGGGAUGACGAGCUUAGGUCCAAGGAGGAUCUAAACUGCUUUCUCUCCGGACUUGCUCACUCGGCUUACUCUGACUCCACAGCAUCGGUCGCUCUAGGAAGUCUCUUGACUGUGAGCUCUCUACCAAACGGUAGUAGUGAAUUGCCUAGUUAUGGCGUCGAUAUCGCAACCUGGAAAGCCAUUACGCAAUCCGAAAUAAGGGGUCUCUUGCUUGUGUACGAUGAGAGAGGGCCCCCUCCAAGGCUCCAAUCCCCCUAUCAAGGAGAGAGUGAGAGUGAUCUGCAGGCUUUUUUGAUGUCCGCCGGAUAUCACUGGAGAGAGUUGAAGGUAACAAGUAUCCGUACACCUAAGCCCCCCCUCCGCCUCCCCACUUCCCUCCCCCCACGCCUUGGCCACGCGGACCUGCCGUGUCGAGCGCGAGGGGCAACGACAGGUCGGAAUGGGUGGUGGGUGUGGGAGGAGGAGCAGAAGCUGUCGAAGCUACCCUGGAGCUUCUCUGUUGACAGGGGAGUGUCGACUGGUUUCCCCCACACUAGCGGGAUGGGCGGCAUACACGACCAUAUCUUACACUACCAGUACUGUGACGACCUCCCACCCGGAGCCAUACCUAUAGUAUGCUUAUCGCUCUUCGAGGUCCUCGCCAUGGCUUUCUUCCUCCUCCUCCUCCUCCUCCUCCUCCUCCUCCUCCUCCGCAACAUGCGCGCUCCCCGGCACGUCUCCCACUCCCCUGGAGGCCUGUAUAUUCCCCAUGCUGUGGUCCAGAGCUUGGGUUCCAUCGCGCGUCAGCAUUGGCACGGUACUCCUUUGGUUAAUGAACGAGGCGCCAUGUCGACCGGAAGGAUGCCCUUGCUAGAUUACUCGCUUUCCUUCCCAUGUCUUUCUCAUGCUGCUGAGUCCUGUCCCUGUUAUUCCCCCCGUCUGCCGAGCCGGCGGGAUAGUUCCUAUAGUCUUCCUGCCUCUCAUCACAUCCGGCUCCUUGUAUACUCCAUGAGUCCGUAUCACGUUUCCAUAUGGAUAGGUAGGCUAGACAUUGACCACCAGUUCCCAACAUCUGGUUUCCGUCGUUUAGCUCCCACACCUACAAAAGACUUCAAACCUCCCACCAACACGAGAGCCGCGAACACGACAACAGCAGCAAACAAGUCUCUCGCCGGGGGUUAG